UUGUAGGUAUCACCAUGUCUACAGGCACGGUAUUCGUCCGCUUUGGAGGAAUCCAACUCGGUUCAAGAGUCUCAAGACCCCAUACGGCUUUGCCCUAAAAAUAAUUAAUGGUGACUGGGUUCCUGAGCGCAUGAUGAAUACAUUCUACCUUGGACAACCCAUACACUUUCAAGCUACUACAAAUCUUCCUAUUCCUGGGACAAAGCUUUUCAUCCACAGCUGUUAUGCAACCGCAUCUCCAGCUUCAAAUUCAACGCCCAGAUACACAGUGAUUGAGAAUUAUGGGUGCAUGGUGGACAGCAAGUAUGAAACCUGUAGCUCCCAUUUUGUGCCUCCCAGAACCAACAAUACAAUCAAUUUAAUUGUUGAUGCUUUCCAGUUCAACACGCUGUCCCCUCUGGUAAACAAGUACUACAUGCACUGCACAAUGGUGGUAACGAGCAACAGCAUGGUAACGCAGAGUACCAAAUCUUGCCACUAUGAUAAGAACGUGAACAGGUGGGUGGAACUUGAAGGUAACCACAGUGUCUGUUCCUGCUGUGACUCUGUGUGCAUAAAUGAAGAUGUGACUUUGCCCAUCGUUACUAAGAGCACCAUAAGCAGCGAUGCCCUGCUGGUCCUUGAAAAGCAGGGAGGUGACGACGGGGAGAGGAAGACUGGCGCGGCCAUUCUUGAACUGGAGGAGGACUUGCUGUCUUCCGAAGGCGUGUCCAAAGAGGAUCUGGAGGCACUGUCUCCAGAGGACGAUGCCUUUGAGGAGAAUGACUAUAACAGGCUUUUGGAUGUUGAGGCAGAAGGCAAUGACAAUUCUGAUGAUCCUAACCAGCAUUUGGAAGGUACCUAUGAUGCCUCCAAGGUGCCAGAGCACAGUGACACUGAGAACUAUGAGGGGGCUGGGGAGCCUGGUCACUUCGAAGAGGCGGAUGAGUGGAGGGCUCUGUCUGCAGAGGAAGCCGGUGGUAACUGAAGAUGCAGUUCUGUCUAGUUAUUGGAUUAUCAUGACUGCUAAAUAAAGGUGUUGACAUUUUUGUAUA
This is a messenger RNA of Acipenser ruthenus (sterlet), 1034 nucleotides long. RefSeq lists its product as uncharacterized. The coding region runs from base 131 to 967 and encodes 278 amino acids. Gene Ontology annotation, cellular component: extracellular matrix. Gene Ontology annotation, molecular function: acrosin binding. Gene Ontology annotation, biological process: binding of sperm to zona pellucida; egg coat formation; positive regulation of acrosome reaction. The record is from RefSeq and is a predicted model, not a curated record. The transcript is spliced from 7 exons. NCBI's taxonomy places the organism in Eukaryota, Metazoa, Chordata, Actinopteri, Acipenseriformes, Acipenseridae.